CGGUUGUUUUUUUUAAUUACUUGUUCCUGAAUUUCUUGUUAUGUGUCCUCAACAAGCGAACCAGGGUGUUUGUAAGGCGGACGAGGAGGAGGAGGAUGUCGAGGAUGAUGUCGGGGAGGAGGGGAAGGAUGUCGAGGAGGAGGAUGAGGAUGUCGAGGACGAUGUCGGGGAGGAGGGGAAGGAUGUCGAGGAGGAGGAGGACUCAGGGGAGGAGGAGGAUGUCGACGAGGAGGAGGAGGAGGAGGAGGAGGAGGAGGAGGAGGAGGCAGAGGAGGAGGAGGAAGAUGUCGAGGAGGAGGGGGAGGAUGUCGACGAGGAGGAGGAAGAUUAGGAGUAGGAGGAGGAGGUCGGGGAGGAGAAGGAGGACGAUGUCGGGGAGGACGGGGAGGAUGUCGAGGAGGAGGAGGACUCGGAGGAGGACUCGGAGGACCCGGAGGAGGAGGAAGAGGAGGAGAAAAAAAAAAUCCAAUGGAACAAAUCGAUUGGAUUGGAUCUUGUUUUCGAAAUCAAGAUGCAAUUGAAUC
Molecule: messenger RNA, 524 nt
Organism: Chara braunii
Lineage: Eukaryota; Viridiplantae; Streptophyta; Charophyceae; Charales; Characeae
Source: the annotation of a GenBank genome assembly